Messenger RNA from Austrofundulus limnaeus, 1257 nucleotides. RefSeq lists its product as uncharacterized. Gene Ontology annotation, biological process: DNA integration. NCBI's taxonomy places the organism in Eukaryota, Metazoa, Chordata, Actinopteri, Cyprinodontiformes, Rivulidae. The record is from RefSeq and is a predicted model, not a curated record. Gene Ontology annotation, molecular function: nucleic acid binding.
GUGAGCCAAGAUACAGUGCAUAUUGAACAAUGAUCGAAGAACUGUAUAGCUGCUUUCAAAUUGUUUUAGAAGAAUAUAACGCUUUAUCAAGAUCUCCGGAAUUGCUUCCUCCAACAAGAUGGACUGGUUUUCCUGGUCGCCCUCAAUAUGACAUCACUUUUUUGCAAAUCUCUCACUGCAUUUCAAUUGGAAUGAACUGGAAACAGAUAGCCUCUACUUUUGGUAUUAACCAUCGAACUCUCUACAGACACAGACAAAGCUUGGGAAUCCAACCUUUACAAUACAYUGUGCUGACAGACCAAGAGUUAAAUACAAUUGUGACUGAUAUUCUACAAAGGACUCCAAAUGCUGGUGAAACUUAUGUGCUUGGGAGCCUUGCAUCUAGAGAAAUACGAGUUCAGCGCUGGCGUGUUAGACAGUGUCUACAGGCGGUCGAUCCAGUUGGCCGAUCAUUUCGCAGGAGGCGUACCAUACGGCGACGGGUUUAUAAUGUUCAGACACCAAAUCAGUUAUGGCAUUUUGAUGGCAACCAUAAGCUUGUGAGAUGGCGGAUGGUUUUUCACGGCUGUGUGGACAGCUACAGUCUAACUAUUAUAUAUAUAAAAUGCUAUAACAACAAUAGAGCCUCUACUGUAUUGUCCCUGUUUGUAAUGGGCRCUCGUAAUUUUGGUUUGCCUUCAAGAGUAAGGUGUGAUCAUGGAAUGGAAAACACACUCGUGGCUCGUUUUAUGUUGGAAAGAAGGGGGCUCAACAGACGUAGUGUCAUUGCAGGCAUGUCUGUACAUAAUCAGCGCAUUGAAAGAUUGUGGGCAGAGCUCAAUAGGGUAGUCUCCAACCAUUUCAUAAAUCUUUUUAAUUUCAUGGAGCAGCAUGGCAUCCUUGACUCUUUAAAUGAGAUUCAUCUAUUUUGCCUUCAUUUUGUCUAUGUGCCAAGAAUUUAAAGAGCCACAUUAGAGUUUCAAAACCAGUGRAAUAACCACAGACUCUCCACAAUGAAUGGGCGGACACCACUUCAGUUGUGGCAUUCAGGUGUUGUAAACCACAUUGCACAACAAAAUACAGCUGUAGAUUCUAUUUUUGACCUUGAUGAAAAUUUUGGUGUUGGCAAUGAUGGGCCUUUACCUGGUAUUCAGACCAAUAAUAAUAUUAUUAUUCCAGAUAUUGCUGUAGGAAUAAAUGACACAACAGUUAAUUUGAUGAAGCAAAAUUUCAAUCCUCUGCAAAAUGAUGGAAAUUAUGGGAUUUAUUUAUUUAACU